UAUUUGCCAGUUGAUAAAUGAUUAAUGUCCAAUUGUCCCUUUUUAUUUUAUGAAGAUUAAGGUCCAUUUUUGUACUCGCUUUCUAUGGUUUUCUUAGGUGCAUUAUAUUCUGUUUUCUUGGUUUUUUCUUUUUGGUAUUUGAGGAAAGUACAUUCUGUUUAGUCCCUAAAUUGAAUCUCUAGAAAUCCUGACCUUUUGUCCAAAGGCAGGGACACUGAAGCUGGCAUAGAUUUUCUCCUUACAAGUGGCCUGCAAAAUGAAAGACUGUUUCAAAUACCGAAAAUUUUGCCACAAGGAUGAAUAUGAGGAGAAUAAAAAUAGCCCAUUCAUUAGUUUGUUUUGCAAGAAAAUACAGCUAGUAAACCAAAAUUAAUUUUAAAAAAAUAACUGAAAAAAAAAAUCUCAUGCAAUUCAGAGUAAAAAAGACUCAAAAACUUAGUUUGCAUAAUCUUAAAUUUUUUAGUUUUUUCUGCCUAUUAUUAACCAGCCAAAUGAUGCAAAAAUAGGGUGCAAUCAAAAUCCAAAAAUAUUUCAUGUGAUUAUCUGUUACCAUAACUGCCAAUGAAAAUUUUCAUUCAAAUGGACGGUUCUAGCACACAAUUUUUCUUCAACCCCUUUUGUUGUGUUCUUCCUCCACCCUUCUUCCAUCCUAGGAGUUUUGUUCUCUUCUCUAAUGGGGUGCCAGAAUUCAAAGCUAAGUUCAGAUGCAGCUGCUGUACCUCCAAAAGUUCGUCCUCUCCUUCGUCGUCGUCUUGAUGAAAUGAGAAGGCGGCGUAAGCAUGGAAUCUCCAAGAAAGAGCUAUUGAAUUCUCAUUCUUGCAAAACAAUAUCAUCCGCCGAGGAGAGCGUAGCAUCUGCUACGGCACAGCCUUUUACAAUGAAAAGCCAAGAAUUUCCUAAGCCAGAAUCCAUACCAGAAGAGAACAAAACAUUUCUAGAGGCAGAGGAGGAAACAGAGGAAAGCGUAGAAUCUUCUGUGGCCAAGCCGGUAAUGGAGGAGAAAUCUAACAUGGCUCCAACCAUAGAGUCCGAUGAGGGAAAUGAAGACGAGCCUGAGAAGCAUAAGAGCAAAGGAAAUGAGGAAAAUGUCAAAGAAUGUAAAGAAGUUAUAGAGAAUAUUGACCAAGAGACAAGUGGAAAAGACAGGAAAGAAGAAGAUGAAGAAGAAUGCAAUAAGAACAUUAUCGAGGCUGCAGAGAAGAAGGAAGUGGCGGUGGAGAAGGAAACAACAAAAGAGGUAAACUACGAAGAAGAAGAUGAUGAUGAUGAUGAUGAUGAUGAAGAAACAUCAGAUGAUGAGGGUUCAGAAGCAAAAAUAUGUCCUGGAUCACCAAGCUUUAGAGUAUAUUGCAUCGAGACGUUGCCUAACACACAAGAAAGCGAAACGUUGCCUAACAAACAAGAAAACGACUGCAAAAAAAUCGACAGUCCGAAAGAUAUUGCCAAGCACACGAAAUCAUAUAGUACAGACAGCAGUAUUAAUGGGAGUCCAAAUAAUGAAAAAGCUAAGCAUACGAAAUCGCUGAGUGCAGACAGUGUCCACAGCAUGACAUUAGAAGCUUCUCAUGAUGAGGUCCAGGUUACAAAGACUAAAAAGAAAGAUAAGAAAGUGAAGAAAAUAAGGAGAGCAAUGCGCAAAGGAGGACCAGUUAAGAAUCUAUUCAAGGUUCAAUCAUGCUAUCACUCUUCAAAGGGUUCAAGUCAUGAAAGAGUCACUCUUCUUGCCACAAAAUCUGCAGCUGCUUGAUUAUGCUAGGACUGAAAAGACAUUGUAACUUUUCAAUCUUCUGGCCCUUUUUGGGCUUCUUCCUUCGUCCUUUCUUCCCCAAGAUUCAGGACUCUUAAAAACAUAUUCUUUUGCAAAGAUAGGAAUUAUCAGAUCGAAAAUUGUGUCCCUUUGUUAUGAGCAAGUAGAUUUUCCAUCUGCAAUGCUCUCAUUAAUUAAUAUAGUAUACUUUCGCAAGUUUCAAGUCAACAUUUCUUAUUUUCUUCGUCUUCUAACUCAUAUAAUCUUCACCAUGUAACAAACCAAGGCCAUGGAA
Molecule: messenger RNA, 2042 nt
Organism: Ziziphus jujuba (common jujube)
Lineage: Eukaryota; Viridiplantae; Streptophyta; Magnoliopsida; Rosales; Rhamnaceae
Exons: 4
Coding region: 674-1747 (357 amino acids)
Source: RefSeq, a predicted model, not a curated record